AUGAAUCUUAUCUCUUGUUGUGAAUUUCCUUCUCUUCUUUUCUCUUCAAGCUUCACCACCAUCAAUCGGUAUGUGAUAUCUGCGCGCGCGCUGCGCUUGCGCUUCGCCAUUUUGCUUUCUUUGAAAGGAGCCUCGUUACUGACUUUUGAGCAGCAUUUCCAGAUAUAUAUUCUCCCGUCGUCGCUUUUCUUCUCCGUGCUCCGUUCGCGAUGCCUGACGAUCCACGAAGGUUCGUCGGAGCUCUCCGACCCUCCCUCGUCCUCUGAGGAGGAGAGAGAUGAAAACGCACCUCCUCGUCGUCGCCGUGGUCCCUCGUCUCGCAAGCUCCGUAAGGCCCGCGAGAAGAAGCAGAAGGCUGCUGCUGCCGCAGCAAAACAAGUGAAGUUUUCGAGCUUUGUUUUCAGUGCGACCGGUGGUCGCAGCGAUGGGAUUUGUUAUGCUGUUCCUGGGCAACGUCGCUACGAGCGUUGCGUUGAGGGUGGCUCCUGCAAGAAGAUUCCCAAGCCUGCCUUGCCUGUCGCUCUCUACUUUCUCGACUACUGCCGCGCCCACCCCGGUCCUACCAAGGACCUUGAAAAAGACGAGCAGAAGAUCAAGGAGAAGCGCCGCAUUGCGGCUAAGGUUAUCCUCGAUGGUAUCGCCGACAACACCUUUCCUGAUAAGCACGACAUUCGCCUUCGCGAGGCGGGGGUGAACUUGGGUUAA
This is a messenger RNA of Fusarium fujikuroi IMI 58289, 705 nucleotides long. RefSeq lists its product as uncharacterized. The transcript is spliced from 5 exons. NCBI's taxonomy places the organism in Eukaryota, Fungi, Ascomycota, Sordariomycetes, Hypocreales, Nectriaceae. The coding region runs from base 1 to 705 and encodes 234 amino acids. The record is from RefSeq and is a predicted model, not a curated record.